UCUCACAAAAAAAAAAAGAGAGGAAAUGCCCUGUCACAUCUUCACCCAAGUCCUAGAGAGAGACCACCACCCUCUCCCCCCUCACCUCUCCUCUUCCCCCAACCCGCUCCGAAAAUCCCAAAAUCAAAACCUAGGGUUUCCAUCUUUUCACAACUGACCAACACAACCAUCAAUCUCUCUCUCUCUCUCUAGAUUUUCUAUUCAAUUGAUUCUCCACAUGCGCCAGCGGCAAGAAGACUAUAGACCUUCUAUUCCAGAUGCGACCAAAGAAGAAGCGCCGCUAACUUUUGACAAUUCGGUACCAACUUCUGAUCCUAUGAGCACCGAUCAAUGCCAAACGAUUCCAGAAAUGGAGGAUUCUCAGCUCGUUGGAGCUACAGUCUCGAUGGUUACUGCUGACGUGGACUCGUCUAAGAGAGAAUCAGUACAUAUCGUGCCUGCUGUAGAGGUUAGUAAUCAUGUCAGAAUUGCCGAAAACAGUACGGGAAAGCGAAAGCGAGGCCGCCCGCCUAGAACUCAAGGGAAAUUAGGGCCGCCACAAGCUCCUCCUGCUUCGUCUUCACAGAGGAAGAAGAGAGAUGAAGAAGAUGUUUGUUUUAUUUGUUUUGAUGGUGGUAGUCUUGUUCUCUGUGAUCGUCGGGGUUGUCCGAAGGCAUACCAUCCGGCUUGUAUCAAAAGGGACGAGGCAUUCUUUCGAUCAAAGGCUAAAUGGAAUUGCGGGUGGCAUAUCUGUAGCAGUUGUCAGAGGGCUUCUCAUUAUAUGUGCUACACAUGUCCAUACUCUUUGUGCAAAGGUUGCACAAAAGAUGCUGAUUAUUUGUGUGUAAGAGGGAAUAAAGGAUUUUGUGGUACAUGCAUGAGAACUAUAAUGCUGAUUGAAAAUAUUGCAACAGUGAAUCAGGAGAAGGUUCAAGUGGAUUUUGAUGACACAACUAGCUGGGAGUAUCUCUUCAAGGUCUACUGGAUUUACUUGAAAGCAAAGCUAUCUUUAACAAUAGACGAGCUAACUAAAGCUAAAAAUCCUUGGAAAGGAGAUGACCUAACCAAAGUUAAAAGUCCUUGGAAAGGAGCUGGUGCGAUGGCUCCUAAGCAGGAGCCUUCAGGUGAAUUUUGUCAUAGCAAUGAUAAUAAUGGCUCCUUUUCAGACAGCUUCUGUGGAAACCUGGAAAUACAUGCUAAGAGAAGAAAAAUGGAGGACCAACCAAAAUUGCACAUCGAGGAGAACUCUGUUGUUAUGGAAAAAUCACGCAUUGACCAACUUACGCAUCUGCCUGACAGCACAUUGUGGGCAACAAAGGAGCUCUUGGAUUUUGUUUCACACAUGAAAAAUGGGGAUAUGUCUGUGCUAUCACAGUUUGAUGUUCAGAGUCUUCUGCUAGAAUACAUAAAAAGAAACGAUCUUCGUGAUCCUCACCAGAAAAGUCAUAUUUUUUGUGAUUCAAGGCUUAUAAAGCUCUUUGGAAAAGAACGUGUGGGUCAUUUUGAAAUGCUGAAGCUUCUUGAAUAUCACUUUCUUGUAAAAGAAAAAUCUCCAGUGGAUGAAACCACUGCUGGUGGUGGCCAGGUUGAGGUGGCUGGAAAUAGUGACAGUCAGUUGGGGACAGGUAGUGAUCGAAGGCGUAAAACACGUAAAAAAAUAGAUGAGAGAGGACCACAGAUUAAUUGUAAUCCAGAGGAAUAUGCAGCAAUUGAUGUUCACAAUAUUAGUUUGCUCUACUUAAAGCGUAGUUUGAUGGAGAACUUAAUGGAUGAUGCUGGAAAGUUUCAUGAAAAGGUUGUUGGCUCAUUUGUGCGAAUCAGGAUUUCUGGUGGUGAUCAAAAACAAGAUAUGUAUAGGCUUGUCCAAGUUGUAGGUAUUGGCAAGGCCGCUGAAUCAUAUAAAGUUGGCACAAAAACAACUGAUGACAUGCUUGAAAUAUUAAAUUUAGAUAAGAAGGAGGUCAUAUCAAUUGAUGGGAUUUCAAACCAGGACUUCUCAGAGGGUGAAUGCAAACGUUUGCGUCAGAGUAUAAAAUGUGGGCUUAUCAAACGGUUAACGGUGGGUGAGAUACAGAAGAGAGCAAUGGCGAUCCAGGAUGCCAAAGUUAGGGAUCGUUUGGAAGAAGAUAUAUUAAGGCUUAAUCAUCUUCGUGACCGAGCAAGUGAAAAAGGACUUAGGAAAGAGCUUAGAGAAUGUGUGGAGAAAUUAGAGCUUCUCAAGUCACCUGAAGAACGUCAGCGCAGGCUGCUUGAGAUUCCCGAUGUACAUGCUGAUCCAAAUAUGAAUCCAAGUUAUGAUUCUGAAGAAGAUUCUGGAGAAUCACACAAGAAGAAACAAGGUGACCAUGCAAGACCAAGAAAUUCUAGCGCUGCUAGAAAUGGGGCAGCACUCAACUCUUCAAUGGGAGGAGGGGAUGUCUUGAGUGAUAGAGGAAACAUGGGACAGAAUUUAGCUACUGCUUCUGAGCAGGGUAGAGAUACGUGCACAACAUCAUAUGUGGAUAGAGAUGGUACUAAUAUGGUUCAUGAGAGAGCGAGCGAGUCAAUGCAGACUCAGGGAGGAGAACAAACUGGGCUAAAUAGUCAGAAUGCACCAAAGAACUGGGUAGCUUCUACCGGUUCAAUGACUGAUGAUUGGAAAAGUCAAUCAAUUGUACAAUGUGGAUCGUAUUCCGGGGUUGUAUCACUGAAUUUACCACCACCACUUUCUAUAGGAAGAGAGCAAUUGGUUGAUGAUAUGGAGAUGGACAAACUGUGGCACUAUCAGGAUCCAACUGGAAAAACUCAAGGGCCAUUUGCUAUGGCCCAACUGCGUAAAUGGAGUACAAGUGGGCUUUUCCCUCAAGAUUUGAGAGUGUGGAAGAUAAAUGAGAAGCCUGAUGACUCUAUUCUUUUGACGGAUGCAUUGGUUGGGCGAUUCCAUAAAGGGCCAGCAUUGCCUGACAACAGCUACUUGCUGGCUCAAGAAGCAAUAGUUGCUUCUGAUAAAGAUAAAAGGCAUGAAUUUGAUUUGCAUCAAAGUGCUGAUGCCUCUCUGGUAGACAAGAAAAAUAUGGAUCACUGGAAGUCGGUGCAAAACAAUGCAAGUGUCAAUUGCAAUGAUAAUGAUGCACUUCUAAAAAGCAAUGCACUGGGCACCCAUUCUUCAAGUUGGACUACAGGUGCGGAUGCCAUCAUUCCUAACAAUGGAUCGGCUCAACUUGCUCUACAACUCUUGGAAUUGUCCAAGGGCUGCAAGUCUUGGUCUGAUCAAUCCCAGAUGUGCAGUUCACUUUCCUCACUUCCAUCUUCUGGAAAGAUUGGUGAAAUUCCACUACCUCAGGCAAAGGAAGAACAUGAAGAUGAAAAACGGAGUCAUGAUCUGAGUUAUGUAAAUGGGAAUGCACUCAAGACACCUGAAGGUAAAAAUAACAUUGGCAAAAGUGAGGAUAAACAGGCUGAUAGUGAGAGUUAUUCAAACCAAUCUUCUGGACAGAACUGGAGACCACCCAUUAAAAGUUCAAGCGGAUGGGAUUCCAAGCCGGCUUUUGUUUCUGGGGAUAAGUCUGUUGAAACAUCUCAGAAGAAUGAGGAAAUUGAUUUCUUUGAUUUGCCCAGUCCAACACCAAAGCAGCACCUCAAGGACUUGAAAGGUCAUACUGCUGAAAACAAUCACUCCAUUUCUUCGAAGCUUCCUGUUCUGGAUUCAGGAUGUAGCUGGAGUACUGCUUCCAGUUUAGUGGUUGGUGGAGCAACGCUAGCUCGAGUAGCUGGUGAAUGGGGUGGCUAUUCCCCUGCUCCUGUCAAACCUGUUGAGGAAUGGGACUCCAAUCAUGUGUCUGCCUCUUCACUGAAACCUACAGAUGGGGGCAGUGAUCAUGCUUCUACACAGACUCCAGAUAGUGGCCCACUGGCACACUCUCCCUCCACUCACCCAGUGAUUGAUGCAUCUGAUUGGCAACGCAUCAUUCCUGAACCUACUGAGUUCUGCUCUUUAGUUGAUGAAUCUGUUUCAGAUCUGUUGGCAGAAGUUGAAGCGAUGGAGUCUCUUGGUGGUUUGCCUUCUCCUACUUCAAAACUGCGGUCUGCUGAGGAAUUGACACGAGGUUAUGAUGAUGAUUGCUUCAGUCCUGUUGAUGGGUUUAGCCCAGCACCUGAUCCAGGCAAAAGUGAUGCAUUCAGUUCGACUGCUGAUAUACAAAUACCUUCUCACUUGACUGUAGCGAGCGAAGCACUGCUGUCAUGUCACAUGCCUUCUGAGCCCACUGUCAUAGAUAAACCACUUGCUGUAUCUCCAAUGCCUUCUCAGUUGACUGCAGUCAAUGAAUCACUUAGGAUAUCUUGCACGCCUUCUCAGUCCACUAUCACAGACGAACCACUAGAGAGAUCCCAAAAGCCUUCUCAGUCGACUUUGAUAGAUGAGCCACUUGGUUUAUCGCAGAUUGAUGUUCCAAACCCUCAAAAGAGCUUCAGUGAACAUUCUUCCACAAGUCCUGAAGUGGAAGGUAAUACUAAGCCCAAUGAUGUUCCAGUUAACGAAUGGGAAAAAGGUUCAGAAAUACAGCCUCUUGUGUCAUUAGCUGGUAACCAGGGAGAAUCAGGUGCAGACAUCCAAUCCACAACUCCAUCCACGGCCAGUCAAUUGGAAGCAGGUUCAGAUGUUCAACAACCCACACCAUCCCACGGAGAUGCUGGUCAGGGAACCAUAAAUGAAAGAGAAGCACAAGGAAACACGAACAUGGUUUGGGGAAACGGUCAUGGCGGCACAGGUCAGCAACAUGCUAGGACGAAUGGAGCCAAUUCUGCAGGGAACCCAGGCAGUUGGGGAAGCCAACCAAGGUAUGGCGGGGACAGAUUUUCUGGUCCAAGAGACCACCGUAACAAUUUUCAAGGCAGAGAUAGAGAUUCUGGUUUUGGUAGGGAUAGGUCAUCAUGGAACAAGCAGCCGUUACAUGGUGGUGGAAAUGGAGCUAGUACAUAUAGACCUCCGCCCAAAGGGCAGCGAGUAUGUAAAUUUUACGAAAGCGGAUACUGCAAGAAGGGGGCAUCAUGUAGUUAUUGGCACCCAUGAUAUUUAGGUUCCACUUUUCCAUAGGAAAAUUGUGUGCAUUUAAUUCUGUAAUCAUUAUUUGUAUCAGCAAUUCUGCCCCCUUGUCAAUGUUCUAAUUUAACUCGUGUAUUGAGGUGGCAUGAAUACAUAUAUAUUCUUUGGAUA
Molecule: messenger RNA, 5173 nt
Organism: Populus trichocarpa (black cottonwood)
Lineage: Eukaryota; Viridiplantae; Streptophyta; Magnoliopsida; Malpighiales; Salicaceae
Product: zinc finger CCCH domain-containing protein 44-like
Exons: 10
Coding region: 218-5029 (1603 amino acids)
Molecular function (GO): protein binding; metal ion binding; DNA binding
Source: RefSeq, a predicted model, not a curated record